UUAUGAUGGCACCGAAACCGCACGGAACUUAACAGUUAAAAUCAAUGCUUUUGUUCAUUGAUAUGGCAGACCUGCAACCCACAAACGUCAAGUAAAAGAAGUGCAAAAAAAUUGUAUGGAGCCGUGUCGAGUAAUUAAUAUUUUCAUAUAUAAGCGACUUUAAUAAAUGUGGAAGAAAUGCCCAAGUUUAAGUACUUUUUGGUGAUUUUCUUAUUGCAACAAUGUCUAUUCGACGCCGAGGCACUGCCGGACGAAGGGAAAUGGGAUUUCAAUUUGACUGUGCAACAAAACUAUUUGAUCCUCUCCAAGAGCCUGUACCAGGGAGCACAUGUUUUUAUUAGAGCAAAUUGUGAGACUAUCACUGAGGACCCAACAAAUAUUACAGUCACCUGGGUUGUGGUGCAUUCAGUCUGUUGGGAUUAUAGUGAUGCUAGCAACAAAGUCCAAGAUAAUUUGCAAAAAAGCACUGCAUCAAGCAAUAUGACCAAUGGGCAUCCAUCAUCAGAGAAAACUUACAAAUGUUGGGAUCACAUCUCAAUUGAGAAGGAUAUAGAGGUGGCAAAGAAUAUUCGUAUUGGAAAACCCAUUCCUGUCUUCAUAACACCAAAGGACGGUAUUUAUGUACUUGGUAUAAAGGUUGCAGGAGAGAAUUACAAUUUAGAUGUGCACAUUGAGAUGAAGAAUAGGUAUGGUUAUUUGUCAGCGGCAGAUUGGCCUUUGCUGCCGUUCUAUGGGUUCAUGUGCAUAAUCUACGUAAUGUUCGGUCUAAUGUGGCUGGUCAUGUCUUUCCUGCAAUGGCGCGAUCUUCUUCGAGUGCAGUUCUGGAUCGGGGGAGUCAUACUGCUGGGCAUGUUGGAGAAAGCUACUUUCUACGCCGAGUACCAAAGUAUUAACCACACAGGUAGCAGAGUGCAGGGUGCCAUGCUCUUUGCCGAAUGGGUUUCCUGUGGGAAACGCACAUUGGCUAGGAUGUUAGUGGUAAUUGUGAGUCUGGGAUUCGGUAUAGUCAAGCCUAGGUUAGGAGCUGCUCUACACCGUGUGGUUGGUGUUGGUAUGUUGUAUUUCUUCUUGGCUGCAAGCGAGUCUUAUCUUAGAGUAACACGGCCUAAGAACGAUCAGAAUAAGGACGUGUUGGUGGCCUCUGUCCCUCUGGCAGUGCUAGAUUCGGCGAUCUGCUGGUGGAUUUUCAGCGCCUUGGUGAAUACGAUGCGCACUCUACGUCUUCGCAGAAACGAAGUCAAGCUAACACUGUACAAGCACUUCACGAAUACCUUGAUCUUCUCAGUCGCAGCUUCGGUUAUAUUCAUGCUGUAUUCAAUCAAGACCCACAGGAUCGUCGCCUGCCUGAAAGUCUGGAAGGAUCUGUGGUUGGAGGAGGCCUAUUGGCAUAUACUGUUCUCAUCACUGCUGCUGGUAAUUAUCAUCUUGUGGAGGCCAACAAACAACAACCAGAGAUACGCUUUCGUGCCGCUGUUGGAGACUGGCGAUGAUGAGGAGGAGGAGCAUCUUGUGAACGACGCCUACGGGGUUAAGGUGCGUAUCCAUAAGAACAGCGUUGCACCUAAGCAAAAGACCAUAGAGGAGGAAAUCAAGUGGCUGGAGGAGAACGUUAACAUUAACACGCCGUUGCAAAUACUGGACUCAGACGAUGAACUUGUCAACACCAGGUUCGAAGUAUCCAAAAUGCAGUGACGUGGCAAGUACCUAUAUAAUUAACUAAUCCAAAUACGCCAUAAUUUAAUUCUGUUCUGUGCAUACCAAAAUAGUACUUAUGUAACUGAAUAGGGUAUAAACGAGAAAAUGUGAUUUUUUUCUCCUCUUGUCACUAAAUUAUUUUAAGCGUUUUUAAUUAUAUUUAAUUGUCUUUCUCAGUGUGUUUUCGUAUUAGGCGCAAAUGUCCUACCUAGAAUAUACUUUAUUUUUUCUUCUGUUGUAAAUAAUAUAUUUAAUUGUACGUA
Nicrophorus vespilloides is the source of this 1958-nucleotide messenger RNA. Its product is annotated as transmembrane protein 87A. Gene Ontology annotation, cellular component: membrane; Golgi apparatus. The transcript has 5 exons. Gene Ontology annotation, biological process: retrograde transport, endosome to Golgi. Bases 178 to 1692 code for a protein of 504 amino acids. NCBI's taxonomy places the organism in Eukaryota, Metazoa, Arthropoda, Insecta, Coleoptera, Silphidae. The record is from RefSeq and is a predicted model, not a curated record.